AUGGCUCCUCAAUACCUGGUCCUCCUCUCCCUCCUGGCGCCGGCUCUCUGCGCGGUAGAUCUGGCGCCGCGGGCCUGCGGUCGCACGGUCGUAGCCAAGCAAGGCGACACCUGCGCCUCCGUCGCCAGCGCCUCCGGCACCACCGUCAGCCAGUUCCUCAAUCUGAACCCCACGCUGGCCAACUGCGCCCUCGUCGCGGGCCGCGAGUACUGCGUCAGCGACACCCCCGGCAGCGCCCCCGCCCCCACAACGACUUCGGCGCCGGCCGCCCCGCCCGGCACGACACCGCCGUCGGGCCUCAAGGUCAGCGAGGAGGGCGACUGCGGCGCCGGCGUGACCUGUCUCGGCUCCGGGUUCGGCGACUGCUGCUCCGAGCACGGGUACUGCGGCGGCUCGGCCGACUACUGCGGCUCCGGGUGCCAGGCCGCUUUCGGCAAGUGCGCGGUCGACACGGGGACGACGACGAUCGGGAAGCCGCCCGGCGGCGGCGGCGGUGGCGGGGCGACGAGCACGGUGACCAAGACGGCGUUCAAGACGGUGACCUCUGUCAUGGCGACGACGGUGACGGCGCCCGGGCCGGCAAACACAUUGUGUCCUAUUCAGGAGGGGUCUGUGAACAAUUGUGUCGAUUUCCACAAGGUGAGGCGAGGAGAAAACUGCGAGAAUCUCACUGCCGAGUAUGGCAUUACGACUUCACAGUUCAGGCGAUGGAAUCCCUCGGUGAGUGACGAGUUCUGA
Thyridium curvatum is the source of this 738-nucleotide messenger RNA. RefSeq lists its product as uncharacterized. The record is from RefSeq and is a predicted model, not a curated record. NCBI's taxonomy places the organism in Eukaryota, Fungi, Ascomycota, Sordariomycetes, Thyridiales, Thyridiaceae. Gene Ontology annotation, molecular function: chitin binding. The transcript has 2 exons. The coding region runs from base 1 to 738 and encodes 245 amino acids.